Candidula unifasciata is the source of this 1884-nucleotide messenger RNA. The record is from the annotation of a GenBank genome assembly. Lineage: Eukaryota; Metazoa; Mollusca; Gastropoda; Stylommatophora; Geomitridae.
AUGAGUAAAGAAAGCACACGUGGCUCAGAGGCACGCUCCUCAGCUGUUAGUUCUGCCAGCAGUCUUCCACCUGAACUAGUUCAAGCGGGUUGGGGACAGUUCUGGAGCAAGCGUGAAGGCAGAUAUUAUUACUUUAACAAACUCACCAAUGAAUCUCGCUGGGAACUCCCUGUCAUUGGGAUGACACAUGAUCCCCUCACAGACCCUCUGCGUAUCAACACAGCGGCCUGUGCCAGUGAGGGGCUGAAUGACCAAGCCUCAGCUUCCCUGGACAGCAGCCUGGGUCAGUCAGGAGGUGACAUCAAUCCAGUAAUGGCUGCCCUGAAACGACGAGCAUGUACACAGCUGUUUGGUGGCAGCAGCAAAAGGGCACACUUAGGCUACAAACCCUUCUGGAACUUUGAAGUGCCUUCCAAUGCUGUUGUCAGAGAACGGGCUCCCCUACACCUGUCUCCACCGCACCCUGAUAUUGAAGCCUUCAGGUAUGACCAGGUGAUGAAGCUGCGGCAGAGCUAUCAGGAGUUGUGUCUGCACCAGGAAGGAAUUGAUGCCCCCAUAGACUCUUUAAACCGCUGGUUGCUGGAACGCAAAGUGAUUGACAGGGGUCAAGAUCCAGUUCUGCCAUCAGACUGUACUCCAGAGGUGUCCAAGUCCUUGGUGCAUGAAAUCAUGAACGAUAUACCCAUUAAACUGAUCAGGCCAAAGUUGUCCGAAGAUGCCAGGAAGCUGCUGUUUAAAUAUGCAGAAGGAGCCAAGAGAUUGGUUGAGACAAAAAAAGUUUCCCUGGAGAGUGUCAAGAUUGUGAAACAGAAUGUUGAAGAAACUUUCCGCUGGUUGCGGUCUCGGCAUAAUGUCUCAUUUGAGGAUUACCUGGAGCGGCUGACACAGCUGAAGCGGAGGUGUGAGCCCAGUAUUUAUGAAGCUGCCGAGGCAUCUGUAGAGAGUGUGGUGAGGAGGAUCUACUGUCUGUCAGUGGAGAGUUGCCAGAAGAUUGGGCACAAGACCUCUGAGGUUCUCAGAGCACACAACAUUCAAGAAGGAAGUCCAGUGCCUGAGCCGUUAGAGCCUCGCCUGACCCAAUGUUCCCCUGUCCAGCUCAGUAUUCCAUCACCCCGUAUGCCUUAUGUGGAGAGAGUCAUUGAAGAGGAGGUGGUCUCCCUUCAGUACGGGGGAGAAACUCUCACCAUUAAUCAAGAACAUUUCUGGAAAUUGGAAGAAAUAUAUGGACUGAACUGCCAAGAUGAUCCACGAUUUGACCAUUUCCUGGCCAGAGUUUGGUGUUUACUCAAAAGAUAUCAGGCUUAUUUUGGCAGCCGACCAAACGAAGGCAAAGGCAACCAGGGUGCCCUAAGUCCUGCCUUGAUGGAGACCCUACACCGAGUGUUUAAUGUCAGCUUUGAGUGCUUUGCUUCUCCAUUCAACUGUUUCUUCAAGCAGUUUUGCUCUGCCUUUCCUGACACAGACGGUUACUUUGGAUCACGGGGACCAUUUCUGAGGUUUUGUCCGACCAGUGGCUCCUUUGAAGCCAAUCCCCCAUUCUCAGAAGAGUUGAUGGAAGCAACUGUAGACCACAUGGAGAGCCUGCUUGGUGAGACAGCGGAACCUUUGUCAUUUAUCGUCUUCAUUCCCGACUGGAGAGAUCCACCAACUGAAGCCUUGAUUCGUCUGGAGAGCAGCAGGUUUAAAAGGAAGCAGUUUAUGUGUCCCCCCUUUGAACAUGAGUACAGGAAUGGCUUUCAGCAUUUGCCUAGUGCCAGAAAGGAAAUGAACUGCAAGGCUGUUUUUGGAACUCUAGUCGUGUUUCUCCAGAAUGAGGCUGGAUAUGCAAAGUGGACACCGACUGCUGAGAAAAUCAAAGAGCUUGUCUUGGCUUCGAAGACAUGA